AUGGAAACUGAACAAGUUAUUCACAAAGCUACACCUGAUAUUGAUGGCAAGGUUGCAGACUUUCUUGCUGAAAUCCAGUCCAUAGAACCUGAGAUAGAAGAAGAUCCCGAUGCUAGACCCAGCUUCCAGAAUGGAGGGGGUGUGGUCAUACCUCCCCCGACCUUUGCCCUGAAUGCCAGUAAGUCUCUGGCAGAAGAAGUUCAGGAACCUGACACUCCAGUCCCAAAGAAAUCAAAGAAUGCCUAUAAGAGCAUGUUUGUUAAGGGGGAGUCUGAGUUUGUUAGACCAAAGGAGAAGAAAGAGGUUGUCAAAACUGUUACCGAGGAAACUGAGUGGCCUGAAGAGCCUACCACAGUGUGGCAGCAGACAUUGGACGAGAAUACAAGCUUCCACUAUUACUGGAACACAGUCACUAACGAGGUGACCUGGGAAAUUCCUCCUGACUACACGCGAUACCUUCUCCAGUACAAAGAUUAUGAGGAAAAGGUGGCCAAACUUCAGAAAGAGGGCAAGGUCAAACCUCCACCUAAGACAACUGCCAAAGAAACAGAGGGCCCAGCACUUCCUGCCCCUAAAACACUGGUAACGGAAAGCCUAUCAACUGGUGCUACAACCACUGCCUUAACAGAAACCCAGAGCAGCAUAACAGGGGAGUCAGUCUCCUCAAGUUCAGAGGUCUUUCCCGAGACGACGGAGGCUCAAUCAGGGAUACUAAAGAACAAACAAGAAUCCACGGCCUCCAUCCUUCCAGACAGUACCAACAGCAAAUCUAAGACUCUUCAGCUGGUGGCCUAUCAUGGAGGAAGCAGUGCUGAGAGCAGCACAGACAGCAGUGAAGAUUCUGACAGUGAUGAGGACACAAAGAAGUCUUCCAAACGUAGUAAGGACCAAGACGCAGAUGACCUUGACAUUGAUGAUAUUGACAAAGCUCUUGAGUUGGCUUUGGAAAAGAAAAAGUCACACAAAGAGCACAAGUCAAGGAGGAGAAGAUCUUCAGAAGCCAAAGCAGAGAAAGAGAAAUCCAGUCUCCCUAAAACCAGGUCCCUGGUGGAUGCCAUGCGAGAACAGGUACAGCAAAAACAGGAGGUGGAGGCAAGGAGGAAAGCGGCGAUCGAGGAGAUGAUGGCCAGGGAGCUAGAGAGGAGGGUGGGUCCCCCCAGGAAGAGACCCACCCCAGAGGACCCUUCACUGCACGGGGACUGGGACAGUAAAAGAACCAAAGUCAUGGAGUAUGAACACGGGAGAAGAAGUCGCAGGGAUGAACGAGACAGUCAAGGAAGGAAUAGUACAGAUAAAGAUUAUGACAGAGAUUCACGACACAGGAGAGAUGAGCAUAAGAAGCACAAGAAGGAUGAUAGGGAUAGAGAUAGAAAGAGGGAUGAUAAGAAAAGGGAUGAACACAGGAAGAAAGACAAAAAUGAUGACAGAAGGAGAGAUGAAAAGAAAAGGCAUAAAGAUAAAGACAGGGAUAGAGAGAAAGAUGAAAAGAAGAAGGAUAGAAAGAAAGAUAAGCAGAGAGAUGAAGAGAAAGAAGAAAAGACAGAAAAUGAGAAGAAAGAUAAGGAAUCAACCAAAAAGGCAGGAUCUGAAGAAAGAUCAGAGGAAAAGGCAGAAAUCAAAAAAGAGAUAGGGGACUCGGCAAAGAAGGAAGUUGUCUCCCCUCCCCCACCACCAAUCAUAAAGAAGUCUGAGCCCCCACCACCGGAUGUGAAGACAGAGGGGGUCAACUUUGGGGAGAGUCAUCUGACUGCUGUACAGUUAGCCAAUCUCAAGAUGCAGGCCUCCGAGUUGGUAGAACUAGCACUCAGUAAACUGGAAUUCUUAGAGGUCACAAAGAAGGGACUCUCCAAACUGCAGAUUUUAUUGGUAGAAUUGGAGACAAGACAACAGGACUGGCAGUCUGGUGGAUUGUCCACUGAGUACUUCCUGAUAAAGCUGGAGGAGGCCAACCGUCAGCUACAGCAGUACGAGCAGAGUGCAGCGCCACCUGGAUGGUCAUGCCACUGGGACAGAGCUUACAGGCGGUACUUCUACAUGAACAAGAAGUCCAAUAGGACACAGUGGGAUUACCCCGACGAGGAGGAGGAAGAGGAAGAAGAAACGGAGGACAGCACAGACAAAGGGAGGCAACACUCCUCAUCCUACAGUCCACCUAAAGAUCUGGAUGAUGAAGCAAGUCGAGCAUCAGACGUUGGGUAUCGCAAUGGAGAAGUAGCUUCCAGUUCCACCAUUGACACAGAGAUCAAAUCAAAAACACCUGGCAAUCAGAUGACAGAAAAUUCUCAAGAAACGGAGAGUUUUCUAGAUUCUAAAAAUGGUGACAAGCCAGUGGUAGAUAAUUCUGACAGCAUGGAUAUUGAGGAUCAGUCGUUGGAAUCCCCGGAGAUCAGUCAGGGUAAUGAGGGGGAACCUGUCAGCUCUACCAACCAGCCCACCAGUGAGGCAGGCCUGCCUGAUACCACAUCCAUUACGUCUGUCAUGGAUGAAAUCUUCAUGGGAAAAUCAAAGUUUGGACAUCCUACACCAGUGUCCUCCAUAGGUGUGGCCCAAGUGUCCCAGAGUUAUAACUACUCUAGCAGUGUGGCUGCUGCCUCCAUCAUGAAGGGGGAACCCCCGCCCCCAGGCACUGACCUAUCUGAUCUGUUGCUGACUGCCCCACCCCCUCCACCACCCCCACCAGCAGAGGAAGCCUGUGAUGUCCCCAUGGAGGCUUAUGAUGCAAGUAUCUCCAUGGCAGUUAGCUCCCAUUCCUUGCCAUAUUCUAGCAUAGAUGGGAAUCCUAUGGUACACUCCAGUGUGGCAAGCAGUAUGUACCCAUCAGAUGUUGGCAUGAUUCCAGUGGAAUCCUCGUAUACAUCAGAGAGGAGUGAUGCUCAGCCCGCUGUCUCGCAGGAACCUGUUGUGAUUGCUCGACCUCCUCAGGUGUUUUCCCGAGAGGAACCAGGGCCAUCAGAAGUAGUGUCUGUUACAGAGCCGGUCCCUGAGAGUGUGUCAGGGGAGGUUACUUCAGCACAACCUGAGUUACCCAGCAGUAGUGGGAUCUCUAGUGAGAAAAAGAAGAAAAAGAAAGAUAAGUCCAUGAGUGGCUCAGGUUUGCACCUCAAAAAGAAGAACGUGUCUAAUUUGGUCCAAAAGUGGCAGAAAGUGAAGAAAGAGGUGGAAAUAGAGGAGCGGCACCGAGAGGAGCGUGAGCAGGCGAUCAGACAGAAGCUGGAGGAGUGGAAACAGGAGUAUAGCUGAAUGAAAGAGAGAGACUGGUAGACUAGACAUUAAACAUGUAUAAGAUACAUGUUUAGUUUGUCUGAGUGUUUAGUGUGCCUGAAUGAUUGAGUAUGCUGUAAGAGACAAUGCGGAACUUCUACUGUUGUGCCCUUGCUUACUGCCAUUAAAAAUGUGCUCAGUGACUGAGUUAUGAAAAAAACCAUAUUAAUGAACUGAUUGACUCAUUAAAAAAAUUCUUUGUAUUUGUCUAAUUUUUAUUUGACAAUUUUCAAGAAAAAUUUUAAUGAACUGUAGCAAAAAAAAUCAUUUCAGAGAAUUGUUUGAAAUGAAGAAUUUUUUUGUUAAAGAUUUUAUCUCGGAAAAGAGUGUGAGGUUUAGCUUGAUGAUAUGUAUAUAUUAAUGACUUGAAUUAGCACAUAUUGUGCUUAAUAUAUUAAAAAAUAAAAACAAA
This is a messenger RNA of Saccostrea cuccullata (small rock oyster), 3673 nucleotides long. RefSeq names its product formin-binding protein 4-like. Bases 1 to 3240 code for a protein of 1079 amino acids. Lineage: Eukaryota; Metazoa; Mollusca; Bivalvia; Ostreida; Ostreidae. Gene Ontology annotation, molecular function: protein binding. The transcript has 16 exons. The record is from RefSeq and is a predicted model, not a curated record.